CCCUGCCGCACGGCCAUGAUACCGAAGCAUUUUUUCCUUCUCCUCCCUCCAUCGCCUCGCGUCUCGCUCCCCCGCUAUCACCACAGGCGAGGCCAUGCCGCCGUUGCCCCCGCUACCGCCGCCGCCCAUCGCAGCCUGGGACUCAGCUGCCCUGCCCCGACACGGACGCCGCUGCCUCUCUCCCCUACCGCGAACGCCGCCCACUCCCUCCCUAGCCACGGCGCCGCCCUCCAAGGCCGCCACCUCCGCCUCCGCUGGCCAAGAUGCAUGGACGGCCCGUCGCCGACGCGCUCCUCCCCUGCGGGCGACGCCAUGGAUACUGGAUCGCCGCUUCCCCACUUCCAUCACCGCCGCCGCCGCAAGCUGGCCUCCUCCACCUGCAUCCCUCACCGACUGCACUGUGGCGCCUCCGUGGUGGGCCGCGAGCCCACGAGGACGAGGGUGGCCUCGGCACCGGCAAAGAGAUCCCGCAACAGCGAGUUCAUCCACGCCUCGUCUCCUCGUCCGCAACAGCUUCUGCGAUCCUUUCGAGCUCGCCCCCGCCGUCCGCCUUGUCCGCCGGCUCUUCCCUGCAGCGACCCUUCAGCCUUCUUGCUUGCUGGUCAGAAUAGAUGUGUUUCAGAGAUAUUUCAUUUAACAAUCUGAGAGGUCCAUUGCCAAAGAUUUCCAGAAGAACCAUGCUGGAAGCUACUGUCAAUUUCCGGCCACACCAUCUCAAUGCAGCAGGAAGGAAAUGAAUACUCUAAUUAUCGAAAAUGUGCGUCUUGGCAUGUGAAUUUGUUUGUUAAAGUGACGAGCUUUGCAUGCGUAUCUGCAGUUAGUACGCAUUGCAUAUCAGAGAACAAAUUGCCAAGGGAAACAAUACAUGUAGGGAAGGAUUGCCAAGAUGAACGAACUCAGAAAGCAUUUAUUUCUUUUGAACAAAUCAGUAAAGGGUCUGAAAAAUUGCCUCCCAUUGUUAUGCUUCUCCUGCUUCAUUGGGGGUCUUUUGCUUGGGUAUUCUCUUGGAAUUUCAGAUUUUGGUUACCAUGUUUCAGCUUUAUUUGUGUAACAGAUGAAUAAGGUUUCACUAUAAUAGCUGCACGAACUUACUAUGAGUGUAUAUAAUUUGUACACAUAUUGUGU
This is a messenger RNA of Brachypodium distachyon (stiff brome), 1125 nucleotides long. RefSeq lists its product as uncharacterized. NCBI's taxonomy places the organism in Eukaryota, Viridiplantae, Streptophyta, Magnoliopsida, Poales, Poaceae. The record is from RefSeq and is a predicted model, not a curated record. Bases 16 to 645 code for a protein of 209 amino acids. The transcript has 2 exons.